AUCUAUAAAACACGUGAACCAAUUUCUUUCCGCCAUUGUAAUUGCUUCAAGGUUCAUAUCAGUUCCAGUUAUGGAUACAAUCAACUCCUUCAAAGGCUAUGGGAAAGUGGACCCUGCGGAGGAACAAGCUUACCGGAGGAAGACCCGCAGGCGUAUAAUCAUCGUCGUCGUUUCCGCCGUUCUUCUCGUCGGUUUGAUCAUCGGAGUAGUUGCCGGGACUGUUGCUCACAAGAAGAACAAGAGUAGUGGCGGCUCCGGCGACGACGCCACUCCCGGUUCUCCGGCCUCUGUCGAGGCGAUGUGUAGCGUAACGGAGUACAAAGAGUCGUGCAUGAAGAGCCUGUCGCCGGCUGCCGCCGGAGGAAAGGUCAAAGACCCCUUGAAGCUUUUCGUGCUUUCUUUGAAAAUGGAGGCUGACUCCUUGGCGGAGCUAGCGUCGCGGCCGGCGGGGUGGAUGAAUGGGACCAAGGACAAGAACCUCCGGCAGGCAUUCGAGGUGUGCCGGGAUGUUUUUGACGAUGCAGUCCAACGCCUCAACGAUUCCAUCGCGUCCAUGGAGGUGCACGGGGUAGACGGCAAGAUACUCUCCUCUGCAAGAAUCGCCGACCUGAAAACAUGGCUGAGCGCCGCCAUAACAGACCAGGAAACGUGCUUGGACGCUCUGGAAGAGAUCAAAGCAAAUGCUACAGUUGUAGACAACGUGAAAGGGGAGAUGAAGAACUCAACCGAAUUCGCAAGCAACAGUUUGGCUAUUGUGACUCACAUCAUUUCGUUUCUCGGUAACCUCCACAUCCCGAUCCACCGGAAACUACUGACGGCGAAUCAACACUCCGAUGGAUUCCCAGGAUGGGUUAAACCCGGCGACCGGCGACUGUUGCAGGCAGAAAACCCGACGCCGGACGUGGUAGUGGACAAAAAUGGGUCUCCGGGGAGUGUUAAGACCAUCAAGGAAGCUGUGGAUAAGAUACCCCCGAAGAGUACGUCAAGAUUUGUGAUAUACGUGAUGGCCGGCGAGUACAAGGAGAAAUUGGAGUUGGAUAAAUCCAAAUGGAAUGUGAUGAUGUAUGGGGAUGGCAUGGGUAAGACCAUAAUUACCGGCAGCGACAACUACAUCGACAAGACGGCUACUUUCAAGACGGCAACCUUCACCGUUGUCGGACAAGGAUUCAUUGCCAGGGACAUAACGUUUCAGAACACGGCCGGAGCAGAGAAACACCAGGCGGUGGCAAUGCGGUCGGGGUCCGAUCAAUCGGUGUUUUACCACUGCUCCUUCGACGGCUACCAAGACACGCUCUAUGCCCACUCAAACCGGCAAUUCUACCGGGAGUGCCACAUCACCGGCACCAUAGACUUCAUUUUCGGCAGCGCCUCGGUGGUUUUCCAGGGCUGCAAAAUCCAGCCGAGACAACCACUGCCCAAUCAAUACAACACCAUUACAGCCCAAGGAAAGACCGAGCCAAAUCUGUCCUCCGGCAUUUCCAUUCAGAAGUGCGACAUAUCACCGCUGGGAGAAGUCACGGUGCCAACUUACCUGGGCAGGCCAUGGAAACCAUAUUCCACAACUGUUAUCAUGCAAUCCAGUAUUGGGUCUUUGUUGAAGCCCCAAGGGUGGAUUGAGUGGUUCCCCAAUGUUACUCCUCCGGCCACCAUUUUCUACGCCGAGUAUAUGAACACGGGCGCCGGUGCAGGUGUGGACCAAAGGGUGAAAUGGGAUGGGUAUCACCCCAGCAUCACAUCCGACCAGGCCUCCAAAUUCACCGUCCAAUCUUUCAUAGAUGGUGACCAGUGGUUGUCGGGAAAAGUCAUUUAUGAAUUAACCUUGUAACUUUAAGACCAGACCAAGCAUAAGAAGAAGAAGAUCAGAGUAACUGGUACCGAUCAACAUCUUAAAAUUUUUAUAAAUAAUGUAGUCUUAAGUUUAUUAAACAUAAUUAUGUUAAUUUCAUCUUUUGCAAAGAAAA
Messenger RNA from Ipomoea nil (Japanese morning glory), 1961 nucleotides. RefSeq names its product pectinesterase 3-like. The record is from RefSeq and is a predicted model, not a curated record. The coding region runs from base 71 to 1825 and encodes 584 amino acids. Gene Ontology annotation, molecular function: pectinesterase inhibitor activity; pectinesterase activity. NCBI's taxonomy places the organism in Eukaryota, Viridiplantae, Streptophyta, Magnoliopsida, Solanales, Convolvulaceae. The transcript is spliced from 3 exons. Gene Ontology annotation, biological process: cell wall modification.